AAUCCUUCUACUACUUGUUCCACUUCCACUUUCCGCCGAAGCUCAGACCUCUGGCAACUUGACAUUGGGCAUCUCGUUAAAAGCGAAUGACAGGAACUCUUCCUGGCUUUCGCCGUCGGGCGAGUUCGCCUUUGGGUUCCGGAGAAUGGGAAGAGGAGCUCAUUUGUUGGCUAUAUGGUUCGAGAAAAUAGAGGACAGAACCAUAGUCUGGUCGGCAAAUGGCGGUAAUCUAGCACCCAAAGGUUCGACAGUCCAGUUGACCGCCGACAACGGACUGGUGCUUGCCGACCAAAAGCUACUGUACUCUUGGAGACGAUCAGAGGCCCCGAUGCCAAUGCCCACCUGGAUAUACUCCGUAAGAUUCAAUGAAUGCGAUGAAUGAAUGUGGACAGGACUUCGUACCACAGAGUUGUAACGAAGUAGGCCUGAAACAGACCAGUUCGCUUUGCACGAAUUGCUCAAUAGAAACUGGCCACAGCCUGAUUACGAGCAUAGCGCGGCACAAAUGGAGGACUGGUGCGGACAGGCUUGCUUGGCUGAUUGUUUUUGCGCAGUCGCCAUUUUCAGCAACGGAGUUUGCUGGAAAAAGAAGAUCCCUCUUUCAAAUGGAAGGAUGGAUCCUGAGGAGGUUGGGAAAGCUUUGAUCAAGGUCAGGAUACAUAACACGACUUCAAAAUGUACAGCAAAUGGCCAAUAGAAAAACACGAAUACGACUCUGAUGAUCAUCGGAUCAGUGCUGUUGAGUAGCUCUGUCUUUGUGAACUUGCUUUUACUCCUCAUUACCUAUUUAAUUUAUAGAAGCUUCCGAUCUAGGGACUCUAAGUUGUCACGACCAGUCCAGAUCAACAAAGCCACAGGCACACAGACUUUCACUUAUCAGGAGCUUCAACAAGCAACAGAUGGAUUCAAAGAAGAACUGGGUAGGGGUGCUUUUGGAACAGUGUACAAAGGUGUUCUCGGAUCCAAGGAAACAAACUUUGUGGCGGUAAAAGUGUUGGAGAUGAGGACUGGAGAAAGCGAAAAGGAGUUCGAAAGAGAAGUCAGUGCAAUUGCCCAAACAAACCACACGAACUUAGUGCAGUUGCUUGGAUUCUGCAAUGAAGGUCAACACCGACUACUGGUGUAUGAAUUCAUGAGCAACGGCAGUUUGGCAGAUUUUCUAUUUGGCGCUUCAAGGCCCAGCUGGUACAAAAGAGUAGAAAUUGCCUGUGGUGUUGCGUGGGGGCUCUCUUACUUGCAUGAUGAUUGCACCAGGCAUAUAAUCCACUGCGACAUCAAGCCGCAAAAUAUUCUUCUUGAUAGCACUCUCGCCGCAAAAAUAUCAUACUUCGGGUUGGCUAAGCUCUUGAUGGCCAACCAAACACGAACCACCACCGGAGUCAGAGGAACGAGAGGUUAUUUAGUGCCAGAAUGGUUCAGGAAUAUGCCUAUUUCUGGUAAAGUAGACGUUUACAGCUUCGGCAUUUUGUUGCUAGAGCUCAUCUGCUGUAGAAAGAACUACAAGCCGGAAGUGGAAACUGAAGCUCAAGUUGUGCUGGUCGACUGGGUGUAUGAUUGCUACCAUGACGUGAACAUAAUUGUGCUGGUGGAGAGUAACGAGGAGGCAUCAAGUGACAUGAGAAGGGUGAGAAGAUUUGUGAUGAUGGCAUUGUGGUGCAUCCAGGGAGACCCAGCUUUGAGGCCAACCAUGAAGAAAAUCACUCAGAUGUUGGAAGGAGCUGUUGAAGUCCCAGUCCCCCCAGUUCCAAGCUCUUUUAUUAGUUGAAUAUGAUUUUGCUUGUUAGGACAACUGGUGCCUGUGUAAUUAUGAAAAGUAUUAGUAUUGUCUGUGACUGCUAUUAAGCCAGAAUAAACUUUUUUAUAAUGUCUUC
Messenger RNA from Syzygium oleosum, 1871 nucleotides. Its product is annotated as G-type lectin S-receptor-like serine/threonine-protein kinase LECRK3. Lineage: Eukaryota; Viridiplantae; Streptophyta; Magnoliopsida; Myrtales; Myrtaceae. The transcript has a single exon. The record is from RefSeq and is a predicted model, not a curated record. Gene Ontology annotation, molecular function: protein kinase activity; ATP binding. Gene Ontology annotation, biological process: protein phosphorylation. The coding region runs from base 719 to 1765 and encodes 348 amino acids.